AUGAAUGAACACAUUAUUAGGUAUCACAAGCGAAACGGUCAAGGCAAAACUUCUAUCAAUAUCAUGAUAACUAAAAUGCCAGAUUUGGUAUCCGAAAUCCUGGAUAAAUCGAUAAUCACAACUAAAACUACUGUCCUCACUAAAAGUAGCAAAUGUUCUGAAAAUAAGCAUGAAGACAUUCAGCGAGUCAUCGUUGACUUCGGAGCAUUGGAAAACUACUGCGAAGAGGAAAAAUUGGGGAAAAAAGAUGAAAAGGAGCCUUUUGUGACUGUCAAUGUGGAGAAGGAGGAGGGGAAGGAGGAGAAAAAGACAAAGAAGGAGGAGGAGAGGGACAAGAAGGAAGAGGAGGAAACAGGAAAGCCUCUAACUUCGGGAUAUUAUAAGCACGGUUCAAACCCGCUCCAGAUCAUGGCAAAGAUGAAUCAUAAUCUUCUCACACAUCCAGUGGUAGAAGCUUUGAUCGUUACAAAGUGGGAAAAGUUUGCCAGAACUUACUUCUACAUUUUCACUUUCCUUCUUUACCUUAUCUUCUUCUCUGUGCUGAUGGGAUACCAGUUCACUCAAAUCAAACCAUUUGAACUUUUGGAAAAUGAUAAAGCUAUUAGAUCCUGGAUUGAAAAUUCUAGCCAUACUUGUGAUGAAUUUCCCGAUGGCUGCUCAAAGAAGAAAUCUGUAGAAAGUGAUAUCUUUGGAUACAUACUUUUGAUGAUGUCUGCUAUUCGCCUAUUUCUUGAGCUUCUGGAUCUCCUAGAUAAUGUUUUCAAUGGAUCAGAUCUUGAUAGUGGAAGUAACAGCCCUCUUGAAACUGGCAAAGCGUGGUUACAAGGUUUGAUGAACUAUCUUAUUGACCCUGAGAACUAUUUAGAGGUUAUCUUAUACGGCAGCUGUCUGUUCUUUUCUCUCAAUGUGCUGGAACCGCAAAGUGUCAUGUCCCCUUUUCAUUGGAAGAUUGGAGCUCUCUCCGUUCUAACCAGCUUUAUUAACCUCCUCCUUCUUCUACAAGUAUUCCCGAAUAUUGGAAUAUACAUCAUCAUGUUCUUCAAAAUAGCAUGGACAUUCGUCUCAAAGAUAUUAUCCUUGUUAGUUUUCUUCUUGAUCGCCUUUAUGGUGGUAUUCCACAUGCUGUUGAGCCACACAAAUGUUUUUAGGAAAAUACUAUCCGCAGAUGCCAUCUUCAAGACCUUAUCUGCGGGAGUAUCUGGAGUCGAAUACGACGAUUACGCCGAUCAAGAAAUGAUUUACCCAACAACAACACUGGUGGGUCUCAUUGCUUUCGCUCUGUUUGUCCAAGUUCUUUUCUUGAAUCUUGCAACUGCUUUGGCAAUAGGAGAUGUGGAUGCAAUCCGAAGUGGAGCGGAAAAGGCCAAAAACGCACUUAAAAUCAAGCACAUCUAUAAUGCACAGAGAAUAGCGAAUCUUGUACAGUGGGUCGCCAAACCCAUCUUUUGUGGAAGUGCUCUAAACUUCGUGGAACAUCAAAAACGAUUCCGAAACAUGCCAGCAAAGAGAUUUAAGGAAGAUCGACUUAAAACUAUCCAAACAUUUACAGAGAAAUACACGAAAUCAGAGAAAACAGAGAUAUGUACAAAGACAUGCACAGGGAAAUGCACAGAUAAAUCUGAAAAUGUGGUCAUUCCAUUUUCAGAUUUUUAUAAAAAACAUUAUAAAGGUGAAUAA
Messenger RNA from Bolinopsis microptera, 1677 nucleotides. Its product is annotated as transient receptor potential cation channel subfamily A member 1 homolog. Lineage: Eukaryota; Metazoa; Ctenophora; Tentaculata; Lobata; Bolinopsidae. The coding region runs from base 1 to 1677 and encodes 558 amino acids. The transcript has a single exon. The record is from RefSeq and is a predicted model, not a curated record.